AUGAAUUGGUACACGAUCGAGAUACGUAAGUCCGAGAAACUGCUGACGCGAUGGUUCGUUGACCAGCGAUUUAUUCCAGUGCCUACCGGUAACGUCGUAAUCUGCGAUCGACGGCCGAGAGCACGCCCAGACCGCUCGCUGCACGGCUGGAGGGCUUUAUGCGAAAGGAACCCAGACUGCAUACCGCCGUCCGAACGCGCCCCACCCGUUACGUACGUGCGAAGUGCCCCCGUGAAAUUGACCAGGCGCUUGUUUACUACUUACCGGGGCGAUAAAGUGUGCACUCAUUUCCCGUACCGACCCGGCACGACGCCAGGGGAAUGCCAAAUGCUCCGCGUGCCGAGACCGGGGGAAAAGGAUUACCAGGCAGCUUCGCUCCUAUUGACUGCUGCUAUGAGG
Molecule: messenger RNA, 399 nt
Organism: Iphiclides podalirius (scarce swallowtail)
Lineage: Eukaryota; Metazoa; Arthropoda; Insecta; Lepidoptera; Papilionidae
Source: the annotation of a GenBank genome assembly